GUGAAUUCCCGCUUAGUUUGAAACGUACGUCAAAGUGCCAUACAACGAAAUUUACUGUUCCCCAGCCUCAUCUAUAAAUUAAUUCUUUUCAAGUUUCUUUUUCAUUCUUGGAUGGAAAUGGCUACGAAAUCGAUUGUAAGGUACAUUUUAUUUGUUUCGGUCAUUUGCUGCAACUGCCAAUCAGACAAAAACCCAAAAACAAACAACCCUGGCGGUUCUUCUUCUUGGGCGAAACUGCAAAUCUCAGCGGACACGUUAAGUUCUAUGAAGUACGGCAACUUUCUCAUUGAAAUUUACGAACACGCCAAUAAUCACAAGCAAACGACAACAGCCAGCCAGAAAAAAUAUUUCUACGCUCCCAUUGCGCUGCUGGACCACAAAAGUGCCGUUAGUUCUUACAACAACGUUACGAAACAGCCAGAGAUGAGAUUUCGCAUUGAAAUGUGGAACGACAAAGUCCAAAAUGAAGUGGUCAAACAUUUAAACAAAUCUAACGGCCAAGAAAUACAAUCCGAUAAUGUGAGAGUUAUUCCCUUGGAGAAGGUCAUUCUUGCCACCAAAAGAGCCACAGUUGAUUAUUCGCUAUCGCCAGAGUGGACAAAUUAUGACAAGAGCAAAACUUUAAGACUGUCUCUAUCGUGUAAUGACCAGAAAAUCUGCGACGAACUGGCCAGUCAAAUGCGAUCGAAUCCCGAACAAUUUGACCAUUUGAAACUCCUGUACAGUUUAUCAUCGCAGACGUCACAAACCAAACAGACGGCCAUCAGCAUCGACAGCGUCACUUCCGGUCAUUUAGUCUCGACUCUUUUACAGAAAUUCGGAGACAAGAAAGAAAUUUUUCUGACGGCCAACGACGAGAAGAAAAUGUUGUCGGAAACGGCCACCAACAUCCGAAUGGACACAUUUGACGACUACGAGGUCGGGUCGCCUGAUACGGAAUCUCAAAUUUCAAAAAUUUUAAAAGGUUUGCUGGUCACGUCCAGAACGACAAUAACUAAACAAAGCGACAAAAUGUGGGACUCUGUUUUCUGGAAUGACGACAAUUAUCGGCCGGACAUUACGACGAAAACUUUAAAUGAAAUCCUCACCAAACUGGACAAGGAAACUCAAAAGAAAUUGGCGGAUAUGUUUCAGGAAGCGGAGAGGCAGUCUGAAAUAACAGAAAAAUUAACUUCAAGUAAUAAAGACGAGGAGAAAAGACGUGAGGAACAAGUUCGUCGUGAAAAUCAAUCGAAAGAUGCAAAUGAAAAUGAAAGGAGAAGAUCACAAGCAACGGACCAAGGGCAAUCCAGCCGCAAUAAAUCCCGGGAUGACAAAUCGAAUACAAACAAAGUUGACACGGAAGUCGGUGGCGGUGGGUUGGUCUUUAGUUUUAACGCUAAACUCGCAGUAGAAAAUAGUAACACUCACAAUACCGAACGAGAAAACGAGAAGAGUGAAAACGCCAAGAAAAGUUCGGAUGAACACGACAGAAAGUCAGAGAAUAAAGAAAAAAUCCAGCACAAUUUCGACUCAAACAGUUGGGCUGACAUGGACAGAAUCAGUUCAACAAUUUCAGGGAAAAUGGCAAACGAUUCCGAUCGUUCCCGGCGGGUAGAAAUUUCAAAAGAAGAAAUCGCAAAAUUAUUAAAAGAAAGUAAAGACCACGUCCAAUGGGACGGAGAGAAAUUUGUGCCCAAACCGAUGCAACAAAGCCGAAUCAAUUUGGGCAAAUUUCGUGAUUCUCAAUCGUUUCAGAAUAAAAACGUCGGUGUUCGUUACACGACCGCCGAACUGUCGGCACCGAUAAAAUUUUUAGAACACACAGAAUUGACCGUCACUGACGAAUGGAAUCAUUUAAAGGGCGAACUCAAAGCCACCACUGAGCUGUUGAGAGCAACUGUGAAUAAUUUGGUUAUAACGAGAACGGAACUGAAAAAUGCGAAGAACGAUUUAACUAAAACACGAAUUGAUUUCACUAAUAAAUUAGAAGGGACUAAAAAGGAGUUGGAGAAAACGAAGGCCAAUGUUAAUAGUUUAUCUUCCCAGUUAAAUGAAACUAAAAAGGAGUUGGUGAACACGAGGGCUGAUUUAGUGAUUUAACCAAAAACCUCGAUGGUUUAUUUUCAAAAUUAAAGGCGACUGAAAAAGAAUUGGCAGAAACGAAAAUAACGACCAGAAAUUUGACAAUUUGUCAACUGAACUCAAAAUGAAUUCAAAUCAAUUGCGUCAAGAUCUAAAAGUCGCUGAAGAAAAUCUGAAAAAAGAUCUGACAGCAACCUCAGCCGGCUUGGAAAAUUUGGCUUCAACGAGAAGCGAAUUAGGCAGCACCAAAUCCGCCGUUGCGGAUUUGGUGACCAAAUUAAAUGCCCGAACAAGUGAAAUAGUCAAAACUGGUCGAAUGCCAAAUUCGUGUGCGGAUCUACAACGAACGGGACAUAAACUGAGCGGAUUCUUUUCCGUCAAAGGAUUAAAGAAGAUGGAAAUGAUUUACUGCAACUUUUUGCCAAUCAAAAUGACAAACAGAAAUGGAUCGGAUACGCCGACGUCAAAUCUGCGCCCGUCCAUUUCUACGUCCAGAGAAAUUCUAAUUUUAACACAACUGGAACUCCGAUUCCGUUCGAUUUGGCGCGGGUGAACGAGGGAAACGCCAUAAAUUUG
Molecule: messenger RNA, 2640 nt
Organism: Daphnia pulex (common water flea)
Lineage: Eukaryota; Metazoa; Arthropoda; Branchiopoda; Diplostraca; Daphniidae
Exons: 9
Coding region: 112-2082 (656 amino acids)
Source: RefSeq, a predicted model, not a curated record